Molecule: messenger RNA, 1648 nt
Organism: Selaginella moellendorffii
Lineage: Eukaryota; Viridiplantae; Streptophyta; Lycopodiopsida; Selaginellales; Selaginellaceae
Product: glucan endo-1,3-beta-glucosidase 8
Exons: 2
Coding region: 135-1619 (494 amino acids)
Biological process (GO): carbohydrate metabolic process
Cellular component (GO): plasma membrane
Molecular function (GO): hydrolase activity, hydrolyzing O-glycosyl compounds
Source: RefSeq, a predicted model, not a curated record
CUUCUUCCUCUUCUUCUUUCUUCGCGCGAGGCGCAUUCUAUCUAAUAAUCCUCUCACACUCUUGCGCGGCGAUCGAUCGCCCGCAUUCUUUCGCAGCGCCAGCAUCUCCAUUCUUUCCAGCGCUCGGCGAUCUCAUGGGUUCAAUCGCGCUCCCGUCGCGGCGCUGGAUCUUGAUCGCGCUCGUGGCAGCGGCGGUGGCGCUGGCAGCGAUGACGGGCGUGGAUUCCGUGGGCGUGAAUUGGGGCACAGUCACGUCUCACCGCCUCCCGGACAAGAUGAUCGUCAAGCUGCUCCAGGAAAGCCGGAUUUCCAAGGUGAAGCUCUUCGACGCGGAUCCCAGCGUGAUCCGGGCCUUCGCAGGGACCGAUUUGGAGCUCAUGGUGGCGGUUCCAAACGAUCUCCUCGAGGACAUGGCGUUUAGCGAGAAGGCCGCGCGGAGAUUUGUGCGAAGAAACAUCACUAAGUUCUUAUCCCACCAAGAUGGCGUCAAUAUCAGGUACAUUGCGGUGGGAAACGAACCUUUUCUCAAAGCCUACAACGGAUCAUACGAGGACGUGACCAUCCCGGCCAUCCGAAACAUGCAACAGGCGAUCGAACAGGCCGGGAUCCAACACAAGGUGACGCUGGUGGUACCACUCAACGCAGACAUUCUCACUAGCUCCGGCAACUCAGGCAAACCAUCGCAAGGAGCCAUCCGCCCCGACAUCCGGAGGCUGAUGCGAACGAUCCUCGAGUUCCUGGACAAGCACAAAGCUCCCUUCGUCAUCAACAUGUAUCCCUUCCUCAGCUUGCAACAAGACUCUCACUUCCCAAGCGACUUCGCCUUCUUCGACGGCACCGCGCACGUCCUGUCCGACGGCAGAAACAUCUACUCAAACGUUUUCGACGCGAGCUACGACUUGCUCGUCUCGGCGCUGGCGAGAGAAGGUUUCCCAGACAUGGAGAUCGUCGUGGGAGAGGUCGGCUGGCCAACCGAUGGAGAUAUCUAUGCAAACAUCCCAAACGCGCAGCGGUUCAACCAGCAGCUCAUCCGGCACGUAACCAGCAACCGAGGCACACCACUCCGGCCGGGGAUCCCGAUCGAGAUAUACAUCUUCGGCCUCGUCGACGAGGACCGGAAGAGCGUUCUUCCGGGCAACUUUGAGCGGCACUGGGGGCUUUACCGCUACGAUGGCAAGCCGAAGUACUCGCUGGACGUGUCCGGCCGCGGUGGAAACGGUCUGAGCAGCCCGAUCAACCUCAUGAGCGUCUCCGGGGUGACUUACCUCCCGUCGCGCUGGUGCGUUCUCAAUCCGGAAGUGGACGAUCUCUCCAAGCUUCCGGCGACGAUAAGCUACGCUUGCAGCUAUGCCGACUGUAGCACGCUCGCUUACGGGGGAUCUUGCAACCACAUUGGACGGACAGGGAAUGCUUCGUAUGCUUUCAACAGCUUCUACCAGAUGAACAACCAGCGUACCGAGAGCUGCCACUUUGGAGGGCUGGGGAUGAUCACGGAGACUGAUCCUUCCAGUGGGAACUGCCAGUUUCGGGUGGAGAUCACGCCUUGGUCGGCUGCUAGUACUGUGUGGAGAGGUGGUGCUGCUCUCCUCGUGGUUUCCUUGUUGGUAGCUUUGUCGUAAUUAAAAGGUUUAAAGGCCAUAUUUAUAGA